This is a messenger RNA of Camelina sativa (false flax), 3612 nucleotides long. NCBI's taxonomy places the organism in Eukaryota, Viridiplantae, Streptophyta, Magnoliopsida, Brassicales, Brassicaceae. The record is from RefSeq and is a predicted model, not a curated record.
AGUGAAUUUUAUCGGUCGUCGUCGUCAUCACUCGGUAGUCAAUUGGGCGGGAGAGGUUUUUUUUUUAUUAAUUAAUUUUAUCCAAAGCCGAGGAAACCCUAAAGCUAGUAGGCUAAGGAAUCAGAAUCGGAAUCUGUCUGCAACACCACCAUGGAAGACUCUCCUCCUCAAGGCCAGAAAAGGAGUAGAGAUCGGGAUCAGGAUGACGACAGCGGCGGUGGUGAGGAGGCCGGCAAGGCUGACGUCAGCGGCGGAGUGAAUCAGGAGCGGAGCGUCAGUGAGGCCAGCGACCAGGAUGCUGCUUCUCCUGACGACGAUUUCCAGGAAACCCGUCCCAAGCCCAAGCGUAGUCGCACCCUUUCUCCUCAACAGAAUCUCAUUGAGGUUGUCAAAGGCAACGGGGAUCUUAUCCCUAAAGCCGUCAAGAUUUGGGUUGAAAGAUAUGAAGUCUCUCCCAGGCUUGCUACCACUGAGCUCUUGUCAAUGCUCUUUGAGGCUUGCGGUGCUAAGUACUCCAUCAAGGAAGAACUCCUUGAUGAGACUGAUGUUGAUGAUGUUGUCGUUGCCCUUGUUAAUCUCGCUAGGGCGGGGGAGUGUGAAGAUUAUCAGAGUUCGAGAAAGAAGGAACUCAAGAAUUUCAAAGAAAAUCUUGUUUCAUUCUGGGAUAAUUUGAUUAUCGAGUGUCAGAAUGGGCCAUUGUUUGAUAAAGUCUUGUUCGACAAGUGCAUGGACUACAUUAUCGCUCUGUCAUGUACUCCUCCUAGAAUUUACCGCCAAACUGCCACGCUAAUGGGCCUCCAACUAGUCACAUCUUUCAUUUCUGUAGCAAACACUCUCGGUUCACAGCGAGAAACCACCCAAAGACAAUUGAAUGCUGAAAGUAAGAAAAGAGCUGACGGCCCCCGUGUGGAUUCCCUCAACAAACGGUUGUCUGUUACUCAUGAACAGAUAACUACACUGGAGGACAUGAUGCGAAAGAUUUUCACUGGGUUGUUUGUACACCGAUAUCGAGAUAUUGAUAACGAUAUUCGGAUGUCAUGCAUUCAGUCUCUGGGCAUUUGGAUUUUCUCUUAUCCGUCUCUCUUCUUACAAGAUUUAUACUUAAAAUAUCUUGGAUGGACGCUUAAUGACAAACAUCCUGGAGUGAGGAAAGCUUCUCUCUUGGCAUUGCGAAAACUCUAUGAGAUAGAUGAAAACGUCCCCACCCUUGGUCUAUUCACUGAGAGAUUUUCCAGUCGAAUGAUCGAGAUGGCUGAUGAUGUUGAUAUGCCUGCAGCUGUUUGUGCUAUCGGGCUUGUAAAGCAACUGCUAAGACACCAGCUGAUACCUGAUGAUGACCUAGGCCCUUUGUACGAUUUGCUUAUUGAUCAACCUCAAGAAAUCAGACGUGCGAUAGGAGAGUUAGUGUAUGACCACUUGAUAGCACAGAAGUUUAACAGUUCUCCAUCGAGUCUUACAGGUCAUGAAGAUUCUUCCUCUGAGAUCCAUAUCUUCAGAAUGUUACAAAUAUUACGGGAGUUCUCCACAGAUCCGAUUCUAAGUGUUUAUGUAAUUGAUGAUGUUUGGGAGUACAUGAAGGCCAUGAAGGACUGGAAGUGUAUCAUCUCUAUGCUUUUGGAUCAGAAUCCUCGGACUGGGUCUACUACUGAUGAGGACUCAACAAACUUGAUCAGACUUCUGUUUGCGUCGAUCAGAAAGGCUGUCGGGGAGAAGAUAAUUCCUUCAACGGAUAAUCGAAAGCAGUAUCACAGUAAAGCUCAGCGAGAAAUGUUUGAAAACAAUAGGAAAGACAUAACGGUGGCCAUGAUGAAGAAUUACCCACAGCUUCUACGUAAAUUCAUGGCUGACAAAGCCAAAGUGUCAUCUUUGGUCGAGAUUAUUAUGUUUAUGAAACUUGAGCUCUAUUCUCUUAAAAGGCAGGAGCAGAGUUUUAAGGCUGCAGUCCGACUAAUAAAGGAUGCUUUUUUCAAACACGGGGAGAAGGAAACACUAAGAUCUUGCGUCAAAGCUAUAACAUUUUGUGCGUCAGAAAGUAAAGGGGAGCUUCAAGAUUUUUCCCGUGGGAAGCUUAAAGAUCUUGAAGAUGAGCUUUUAGAGAAACUUACUUCUGCAAUUAAAGAAGUAAAGGAUGGAAAUGAUGAAUACUCCCUCCUUGUAAACCUGAAAAGGUUGUAUGAGCUACAAUUGUUAAAGCCUGUGCUUGUUGAGAACAUUUACGAUGAUAUUGCUUUCGCGCUCCAUAAUUUUAGAAAUUUGGACGAAGAGGUUAUUUGUUUCCUGCUUCUGAAUAUGAAAAUGUAUGUGACGUGGUCUCUGCACUCCAUCAUAAAUUGUGAAGCUGUCUCCGAAGCUUCCGUAUCAUCCCUUAUAUCAAAGCGCGAUACCCUGUUUGAGGAGCUUUCGUACUUCCUGAAUGGAAUUGAGGAAUCUAGGAAAUAUGGUAUCCAAUUAUCUCUCAGGAUCUGUGCUAUACUUGGAGAAGAAUGGUGUAUGUUUAGAAAGUCAAAUUUUGACUCAAGUAAACUUGAAAGAUUAGGAUACUGUCCUGAUAGUGUUUUGCUUGAGAAAUUUUGGAAACUCUGUGCAGAAAUUUUUAACACCUCAGAUGAGACAGAUGAGGAGGAUGAAAAUAAGGACUACGCUGAAGAGACAAAUAUAGAUGUUGCAGCCCUUGCUGCCUGCAAGUUGGUUAUUAGUGAUGUAGUGCCGAAGGGCUAUCUAGGACCAGAGAUAAUAUCGCAUCUUGGUAUGCAUGGACCUUGUGUAACAGGCGUCAUAAAGAAUUUUAUAACAUGCUUAAGGAAAAAAGAAGAUGACAUUUCUAGUAUCUAUCUGGAAUCCUUGAAAAGGGCCUAUCAACGGUAUGCAACUGAACUUUCUAGUGGCGGUGAAGAAUCCAGAGCAGAGAAAUGUCUUGAAGUGUGCCGGGAGCUUGCAGGUGGGCUUUCAGGAAUGUAUAUCGGUGCUGCUCGCAACAAAUACAGAUUGGAGAUUUUGAGUGUGGUAAAGGAAGGUGUUGCGUUUGCAUUUAGGGACGCUCCAAAGCAACUGUUGUUUCUGGAAGUUGCUAUCCUUCCAUUUGCAACAAAACUCUCAGUGCCUGACAUCGUUGACAUUAAGAGGGACGUUCAAGGGCGUAUAGUGCAUGUUAAUACAGACGAAGAUCCCAGCGGAUGGCGUCCUUGCUUUACCUUCUUGGAGACCUUGGAGGAGAAAUGCUUGAAAAACGAGGAUUUACAAGACGACAAGGAAGCAGCAGCUGUAAGACGCAGGGGACGGCCAAGAAAACGUCAGGAAACAGAGCGAAAGAGACUGUUUGAUGAGGAAAGCGAAAGUGAUGAGGAUGAGUCUAUCAGUGGCGGGUCAGACAGAGAAGAUAAGAUAGAUGAGGACGCUCCUCUAAUCGAGACGAUUAGGUCUGCUGCACGACGGAGAGCGCUUAGGGGCGAACGGUCCAAGUGAGACUAACGGGUAAAAGCUCUUAUCAGUCUAUAUGUUCGUGGACAUAAUUAAUGUAUUUUAAAGUAUGCUUUAAGUUGAUACAGUUAAGGAACCCAACAAAACUGCUCUUUGUUAUAUAAAUCCAUCAUUUCAAAGUUUAGAUUACCAUGA